GCUGGAAUUGAGUUCAAAAUUACAGUGUUUACAUUAAACUUAGUUUUAUUUGAUAAAAAAAAAAUUAAAAAAAUUACCAAAGGUGGCUGUGUAUUUUGUUUAAAACAUUAAAAACAGAUUUUCAAAAAUAAAAAUAAUAAAACAAAAAAUUAUAUGAUAAAUGGACACCCUUAAGAAAUAUCGAGGAUUUCACAAGUUCUUUCAAAAUUAUUUUGUCAUGAAAUCAAAGUUUCUCUUCAAAGAAAAUGCGUCUAAAUCUAAUAAAAGCAAAUCUAAUUUAAAGCCUAAGAGCCCCUCUAUGAAGAGUCCUGAAAAAUGUGCCCAUACGUCAUCGCCAGAAGAAAAAGCUAUCCUUUGGAAAAAAAUAAGUGUCUUUGGUGCAUUUCCAAUUUUAUUGCUGGUAUCUGCAUAUGUCUUAGUUAGCGUUAAAAACGAACCGGAAAGAGAGCGUCCAGAGUUUGUUAAAUAUGAAUAUUUGGGAAUUCGCAAUAAGAGAUUUCCCUGGGGUGAUGGAAACAAAUCGUUUUUUCAUAAUCCAAAAACUAAUGCCUUACCUGAUGGAUAUGAAGAUUGAAUUUUUAUACAAAUUUUAUAUUUUAUUAUAUUAUAUUUCUUCUUUUCUUUAUUAAGAAUUUUAUAUUAAAUAUAGAAAUGUUGCAAAAAUAA
Eupeodes corollae is the source of this 666-nucleotide messenger RNA. Its product is annotated as cytochrome c oxidase subunit 6A1, mitochondrial-like. Gene Ontology annotation, biological process: mitochondrial electron transport, cytochrome c to oxygen. Gene Ontology annotation, molecular function: enzyme regulator activity. Bases 161 to 574 code for a protein of 137 amino acids. The transcript is spliced from 2 exons. Gene Ontology annotation, cellular component: mitochondrial inner membrane. The record is from RefSeq and is a predicted model, not a curated record. Lineage: Eukaryota; Metazoa; Arthropoda; Insecta; Diptera; Syrphidae.